Molecule: messenger RNA, 8031 nt
Organism: Tupaia belangeri chinensis (Chinese tree shrew)
Lineage: Eukaryota; Metazoa; Chordata; Mammalia; Scandentia; Tupaiidae
Gene: RYR3
Product: ryanodine receptor 3
Biological process (GO): striated muscle contraction; release of sequestered calcium ion into cytosol by sarcoplasmic reticulum; intracellular calcium ion homeostasis
Cellular component (GO): calcium channel complex; sarcoplasmic reticulum membrane; Z disc
Molecular function (GO): ryanodine-sensitive calcium-release channel activity; calcium ion binding
Source: RefSeq, a predicted model, not a curated record
AUGGUCUCCAGCAUCAUAGAGCUUCACGCUAUCGCUGUUCAACCACAUCUGGGCUUCCACCUGAGGCCUUCCAUGUUACAACAACUCCUACGACGUCUCGUUUUUGAUGUGCCACAACUCAAUGAAUACUGCAAGAUGCCUCUUAAGCUUCUGACAAAUCACUAUGAACAGUGCUGGAAGUAUUACUGUCUGCCUUCAGGAUGGGGGAGCUACGGUCUGGCUGUGGAGGAAGAACUGCACCUAACAGAGAAGCUCUUCUGGGGGAUUUUUGACUCCCUUUCCCAUAAGAAAUAUGACCCAGAUCUUUUCCGAAUGGCCUUGCCUUGUCUCAGUGCUAUCGCUGGGGCCUUGCCACCAGAUUACUUGGACACCAGAAUCUCAGCCACGUUGGAGAAACAGGUCUCAGUGGAUGCAGAUGGCAAUUUUGACCCCAAACCUAUCAACACCAUGAAUUUUUCCUUGCCUGAAAAAUUGGAAUACAUCGUCACCAAGUAUGCUGAGCAUUCACAUGAUAAAUGGGCCUGUGACAAGAGUCAGAGUGGAUGGAAAUAUGGGAUUUCUCUGGAUGAAAAUGUGAAGACCCAUCCACUGAUAAGACCUUUCAAGACAUUGACGGAGAAGGAGAAAGAAAUUUAUCGCUGGCCUGCCAGAGAAUCCCUGAAAACCAUGCUGGCUGUGGGCUGGACUGUAGAAAGGACCAAAGAGGGAGAAGCUUUGGUUCAACAGCGGGAAAAUGAAAAGCUUCGGAGCUUGUCCCAAGCCAGCCAGGGCAACAGUUACAACCCUGCCCCCCUCGACCUCACGAACGUUGUGCUCUCCAGAGAGCUCCAGGGAAUGGUAGAAGUUGUGGCUGAGAACUAUCACAACAUCUGGGCCAAGAAGAAGAAGCUGGAGCUGGAGAGCAAAGGUGGCGGCAGUCACCCUCUUUUGGUACCAUACGACACCUUGACCGCUAAGGAGAAGUUCAGGGACCGAGAGAAGGCUCAGGACCUGUUUAAAUUUCUCCAAGUGAACGGCAUUGUAGUUUCCAGAGGAGUGAAGGAUAUGGAGCUGGAUGCCUCCUCCAUGGAAAAGAGGUUCGCCUAUAAGUUUUUGAAGAAGAUCCUGAAAUAUGUUGAUUCUGCUCAAGAGUUUAUUGCCCACUUGGAAGCCAUUGUCAGCAGUGGGAAAACUGAAAAGUCUCCCCAUGACCAGGAGAUCAAGUUCUUUGCCAAAGUUCUUCUCCCACUGGUUGACCAGUACUUCACCAAUCACCGCCUCUACUUCCUGUCAUCCCCUCUGAAGCCCCUCAGUAGCAGUGGAUAUGCUUCCCAUAAAGAGAAAGAAAUGGUGGCCAGCCUGUUCUGCAAACUCGCUGCUCUUGUUAGACACAGGAUUUCCCUCUUUGGGAGCGAUUCUACUACAAUGGUGAGCUGUCUUCACAUCUUAGCUCAGACCCUUGACACAAGGACUGUCAUGAAGUCAGGUUCCGAGCUGGUGAAGGCAGGAUUACGAGCUUUCUUUGAAAAUGCAGCAGAAGACUUAGAGAAGACUUCAGAAAACCUGAAGCUGGGGAAGUUUACGCAUUCGAGAACGCAGAUUAAAGGUGUUUCUCAGAAUAUCAACUACACCACGGUGGCUCUGCUCCCCAUCCUGACGUCCAUCUUUGAGCACGUGGCUCAACAUCAGUUUGGAGUGGAUCUGCUCUUGGGUGACGUGCAGAUUUCAUGCUACCACAUCCUGUGCAGCCUCUACUCCCUGGGGACAGGAAAGAACAUCUAUGUUGAAAGGUAAUUAGCAACGCCUGCCCUUGGAGAGUGUCUGGCCUCACUGGGCGCAUUCCUGGAGCCCACCCUUAACCGCUAUAAUCCCCUCUCGGUCUUCAACACCAAAACCUCCAGGGAGAGGUCUAUUCUGGGGAUGCCGGACACGGUGGAAGAGGUGUGUCCUGAUAUCCCCCAGCUGGAAGGCCUGAUGAAGGAAAUCAAUGACCUGGCCGAGUCAGGGGCCCGGUACACGGAGAUGCCCCACGUCAUCGAGGUGAUCUUACCAAUGCUCUGCAACUACUUGUCCUACUGGUGGGAACGGGGACCUGAGAACCUGCCCCCCAGCACAGGGCCCUGCUGCACCAAGGUCACCUCUGAACACCUCAGUCUCAUCCUGGGCAACAUCCUGAAGAUCAUUAACAACAACCUGGGCAUUGAUGAGGCCUCCUGGAUGAAGCGCAUUGCAGUGUAUGCCCAGCCAAUCAUCAGCAAAGCCCGGCCUGACCUGCUGAGAAGCCACUUCAUCCCAACUCUGGAGAAGCUGAAAAAAAAGGCCAUGAAGACCGUGCAGGAGGAGGAACAGCUGAAAGCUGACGGCAAAGGAGACACCCAGGAGGCGGAGCUCCUUAUCCUGGACGAGUUUGCAGUCCUCUGCAGAGACCUCUAUGCCUUCUACCCCAUGCUGAUCCGCUAUGUGGACAACAACAGAUCUAACUGGCUCAAAAGUCCUGAUGCUGACUCCGACCAGCUCUUUCGGAUGGUGGCCGAGGUCUUCAUCCUGUGGUGUAAAUCUCACAACUUCAAAAGGGAAGAGCAAAAUUUUGUGAUUCAGAAUGAAAUUAAUAAUUUGGCAUUUUUGACUGGAGACAGCAAAAGCAAGAUGUCAAAAGCCAUGCAAGUAAAGUCUGGAGGACAGGACCAGGAACGGAAGAAGACAAAGCGGAGGGGAGACCUGUAUUCCAUCCAGACCUCCCUCAUUGUGGCUGCACUCAAGAAAAUGCUGCCCAUUGGUUUGAACAUGUGCACUCCAGGCGAUCAAGAGCUGAUCUCUCUCGCAAAGUCACGAUACAGCUGUAGGGACACAGAUGAAGAGGUUAAAGAGCAUCUGCGGAAUAACUUGCAUUUACAGGAAAAGUCUGAUGACCCAGCUGUAAAAUGGCAAUUGAACCUCUAUAAGGAUGUUCUGAAAAGCGAGGAACCUUCUAAUCCAGAAAAGACUGUGGAGCGUGUGCAGAGAAUCUCAGCAGCUGUCUAUCACCUGGAACAGGUGGAACAGCCUUUGAGAUCCAAGAAGGCUGUCUGGCACAAACUGUUGUCAAAGCAACGGAAACGGGCAGUGGUGGCUUGUUUCAGGAUGGCACCUCUCUACAAUCUGCCCAGGCACCGCUCUAUUAACCUCUUCCUCCAUGGCUAUCAGAGAUUUUGGAUAGAAACAGAGGAAUAUUCCUUUGAAGAGAAACUAGUACAGGACUUGGCUAAAUGUCCCAAGGUGGAAGAGGAGGAGGAGGAUGAGACGGAAAAGUAUCCUGACCCACUUCAUCAAAUCAUUCUUCAUUUUAGCCGUAAUGCUCUCACAGAGCGAAGCAAAUUGGAAGACGACCCUCUGUAUACCUCCUAUUCCAGCAUGAUGGCCAAGAGUUGUCAGAGUGGAGAGGAUGAAGAAGAAGAGGAAGACAAGGAAAAAACUUUUGAAGAGAAAGAGAUGGAGAAGCAGAAAACCCUGUACCAGCAAGCUCGGCUGCACGAGCGUGGGGCCGCAGAGAUGGUGCUUCAGAUGAUAAGCGCCAGCAAAGGUGAGAUGAGCCCCAUGGUGGUUGAGACGCUGAAGCUGGGGAUUGCCAUUCUGAAUGGAGGCAACGCUGGUGUGCAACAGAAAAUGCUAGAUUACCUAAAGGAGAAAAAGGAUGCUGGAUUCUUUCAAAGCCUUUCUGGUCUUAUGCAGUCUUGUAGUGUCCUUGAUUUGAAUGCAUUUGAGAGGCAGAAUAAAGCUGAAGGCCUGGGAAUGGUAACUGAAGAAGGAACACGUGAAAAAGUACUCCAGAAUGAUGAAUUCACACGCGAUCUCUUUAGAUUCCUACAGCUACUUUGUGAAGGGCAUAACAGUGACUUUCAGAACUUCCUGCGGACUCAGAUGGGCAACACUACCACUGUCAAUGUCAUCAUCAGCACUGUGGACUACCUUCUACGUCUGCAGGAAUCAAUCAGUGAUUUCUACUGGUAUUAUUCAGGGAAGGACAUCAUUGAUGAAUCUGGACAACACAAUUUUUCCAAAGCUCUGGCAGUCACCAAGCAGAUUUUUAAUUCUCUUACAGAAUACAUCCAGGGCCCUUGUAUUGGGAACCAGCAGAGCCUGGCUCACAGUAGGCUGUGGGAUGCAGUAGUCGGCUUCCUCCACGUAUUUGCUAACAUGCAGAUGAAACUUUCUCAGGAUUCCAGUCAGAUCGAGCUGUUGAAGGAACUCUUGGAUCUCCUUCAGGACAUGGUGGUGAUGCUUCUGUCCCUCCUGGAAGGAAAUGUGGUAAAUGGAACUAUUGGCAAGCAGAUGGUUGACACACUGGUAGAGUCAUCUACCAAUGUAGAAAUGAUCUUGAAAUUCUUUGACAUGUUCUUGAAACUUAAAGACUUAACGAGCUCAGACACCUUCAAAGAAUAUGACCCAGAUGGCAAAGGGAUUAUUUCCAAAAAAGAGUUCCAGAAGGCCAUGGAAGGGCAAAAACAGUACACACAGUCAGAAAUUGACUUUCUCCUUUCAUGUGCAAAAGCUGAUGAGAAUGACAUGUUUAAUUACAUUGAUUUUGUAGACCGGUUCCAUGAGCCGGCCAAGGACAUAGGGUUUAACGUGGCGGUGUUACUGACGAACCUUUCUGAACACAUGCCAAACGAUUCUCGCCUGAAGUGUCUGUUGGACCCAGCAGAAAGUGUGCUAAAUUACUUCGAACCAUACUUAGGACGAAUCGAGAUCAUGGGUGGGGCCAAGAAAAUUGAACGUGUUUAUUUUGAGAUCAGUGAAUCCAGUCGAACUCAAUGGGAGAAGCCCCAAGUGAAGGAAUCUAAGCGACAGUUCAUUUUCGAUGUUGUCAAUGAAGGUGGAGAGCAAGAAAAGAUGGAAUUGUUUGUGAACUUCUGUGAGGAUACAAUCUUUGAAAUGCAGUUAGCAUCUCAGAUCUCUGAAUCUGAUUCAGCUGACAGGCCAGAAGAGGAGGAGGAGGAAGAUGAAGAUUCUUUGUAUACAUUAGAAAUUGAGGGUGAAGAGGAGGAAGACAAGUCCUUUGAGUCAGCCUCUGCGUUUGCCAUGGCCUGUGUCUCAGUGAAGGGAAAUAUUGCCAACUUCCUGAAGAAGGCAACCCUGAAGAACCUCAGGAAGCAAUACAGGAAUGUGAAAAAGAUGUCUGCGAAGGAGUUGGUGAAGGUGUUCUUCUCUUUUUUCUGGAUGUUGUUCGUGGGGGUAUUUCAGUUGUUCUUUACCAUAUUGGGAGGAAUCUUUCAGAUCCUCUGGAACACGGUAUUUGGAGGGGGCCUAGUAGAAGGGGCAAAGAACAUCAGAGUGACCAAGAUUCUGGGUGACAUGCCUGACCCAACCCAAUUUGGCAUCCAUGAUGAUGUGGUGGAGACUGAGCGAGCAGAAGUAACUGAGCCAGGUAUCACAACUGAACUAGCACACUUCAUAAAGGGCGAGAAGGGAGAUACGGACAUUAUGUCAGACCUCUUUGGACUCCAUCCAAAGAAAGAAGGUGGCUUAAAGCAUGGGCCUGAAGUGGGUUUGGGUGACCUCUCUGAAAUGAUUGGCAAGGAUGAACCUCCUACAUUAGAGAGUACAGUACGGAAGAAAAGGAAAGCACAGGCAGCAGAGAUCAAAGCGGCACGUGAAGCAGAAGGAAAAGUCGAAUCUGAGAAGGCAGACAUGGAAGAUGGAGAAAAGGAGGACAAAGUCAAAGAGGAGGAGCAAGCUGAGUACCUGUGGGCAGAAGUGACAAAAAGGAAGAAGCGACGGCAUGGUCAGAAAGCUGAGAAGCCUGAAGCCUUCAUGGCCAAUUUCUUUAAAGGUCUAGAAAUCUAUCAGACCAAGUUAUUGCAUUACCUGGCCAGGAAUUUCUACAACCUGAGGUUUCUUGCUCUAUUUGUAGCCUUCGCUAUCAACUUCAUCCUGCUAUUUUAUAAGGUCACUGAAGAACCUUUAGAAGAAGAGACUGAGGAUGUAGCAAACCUGUGGAAUUCCUUUAAUGAUGAGGAAGAGGAAGAAGCAAUGGUGUUCUUCGUUCUGCAGGAGAGCACUGGGUACAUGGCACCGACGCUGCGGGCCCUGGCCAUCAUCCACACCGUCAUCUCUUUAGUCUGUGUGGUGGGCUACUACUGCCUAAAGGUCCCUUUGGUGGUAUUCAAAAGAGAAAAAGAAAUUGCCAGGAAGCUCGAGUUUGAUGGCCUAUAUAUCACUGAACAGCCGUCUGAAGACGACAUCAAGGGACAGUGGGACCGCUUGGUAAUCAACACACCAUCUUUUCCUAAUAACUACUGGGACAAGUUUGUAAAGAGAAAGGUGAUCAACAAGUACGGAGAUCUCUACGGAGCAGAUCGUAUUGCUGAACUCCUGGGUUUGGACAAAAAUGCACUUGACUUUAGCCCAGUAGAAGAGAUGAAAGUAGAGGCAGCAUCUCUGGUGUCAUGGCUAAGUUCCAUUGACAUGAAGUACCAUAUCUGGAAGCUGGGGGUUGUUUUCACUGACAAUUCCUUUCUCUACCUUGCCUGGUAUACAACCAUGUCCAUCCUGGGCCACUACAACAACUUCUUCUUUGCUGCUCAUCUGCUGGAUAUUGCAAUGGGCUUCAAGACAUUGAGGACUAUCCUGUCAUCUGUAACUCACAAUGGCAAACAGCUGGUUCUGACUGUCGGUCUCCUGGCUGUGGUGGUUUACCUCUAUACCGUGGUGGCCUUUAACUUCUUCCGCAAGUUCUACAACAAAAGUGAGGAUGAUGAGGAGCCUGACAUGAAGUGUGAUGACAUGAUGACGUGUUACCUCUUCCACAUGUACGUGGGAGUCAGAGCAGGUGGCGGCAUUGGUGAUGAAAUCGAAGACCCUGCUGGUGAUCCAUAUGAAAUGUAUCGCAUUGUCUUUGACAUUACCUUUUUCUUCUUUGUCAUUGUCAUCUUGCUGGCCAUCAUUCAAGGUCUUAUUAUUGAUGCUUUCGGAGAGCUACGAGACCAGCAGGAACAAGUACGAGAAGAUAUGGAGACGAAAUGUUUUAUCUGUGGGAUUGGCAAUGACUACUUUGACACAACUCCUCAUGGUUUUGAAACACACACAUUACAAGAGCACAACCUCGCCAACUACUUGUUCUUUCUGAUGUAUCUGAUUAAUAAAGAUGAAACAGAACACACAGGUCAGGAAUCUUACGUCUGGAAGAUGUACCAAGAGAGGUGUUGGGACUUCUUCCCAGCUGGUGACUGCUUUCGUAAACAAUAUGAAGAUCAGCUUGGAUAAAUAUGAAUGAAAAAAGCUCUAAUUCUGGAUGAUCCAUUUUCUAGUUGAAAAAAAUAUUUUAUAGUCCUGUAACAUAUUAGAAAUGUGACAUUUUCUAAAUGCCUCCCUCAGAAGAAAGUCUUUGUUACACUCUGAUAUUUUGGAUUUCGCUUUUUGUGCCUAAUGGACAAACACUGUGGAAGACAAGUUGUCAAAAAAGGAUGCUCAAAGACAAUGGUACAUGAAUGCCUUCAAGUUUUCAGUCUUAAUGUAACUAACUGGAGUGAUCACAUUGAAGAAAAAGUCUCGAAUGCAUAAUACCUGACAUUUCAAACACCUGAAUGUCAUAUUUCAGGAUCCCACCUACUAAACUUGUGGUCUGAACUACACGAAAAUCAUUUUAACUGCAGUCUAAUUUUUCUCAUGGUACUUGCUAGUGACUGUAUCCAGAAUCAGCUAAAAAAGCUUUAAGCAGUUAAAAAAAAAAACACCACUUUGUCGACACUGAAAUAUCGAUUAAGUGCCUUAAAACCUCUUUAGAUAUAGCUAUGCAAGUUUUUUAUGUUUGUGUUUCUGAAGGAUCCCAUUAGUUGUGUUGAUCUUCUGCUUUACUUUAUGAAACUGCACUUGAAGGUUAUUCAUAUUUUUUUCAGUAACAGCUUGUCAACUGCUGUUAUUAGAAGAAAAGUACUGUACUGAAAAUUCAGAAAAAUCUCAAUCUUAUGCCAAAAUUGAGUAAUGCUUUCUGGUCCAUUGUAAAGUAGUGGAGCUGCUGUGUUUAGGUGAAUCUCCUCAAGUAAAAUGAAGUGCCCACUGCAAUAAAGUAAUACA